AUGAGACACCACACUUUGUUACACAAGGGAACGGAAACCCAAUCAACAAACACAUACCUAGCUCGAGUGGAAGCACAACCUAGUAACAGUGCUGCCACUCUUACAAAUCAAAUACAGUCCACUACGAAUCAAGAAUCAACUACUGUCACUACUUUGGCCCUUCAGGAUACACACGUUGAGACUCAACAAUCUGGGGGAACUUUACUUUUCACGGCUAUCGUACAAAUUGAAGCCAAAGGACAACUUUACGAUGCCAGAGCACUCAUUGACUCUGGAUCACAAUCAACAUUUAUCUCGGAAAAAAUGAAGAACCUUUUGAAACUGCCAACUCGCAGCAACUUGAUCCAUGUAACAGGACUCAGUCAAUUUGUUUCGGAAACUUCAACGAAGUCUUGCUUAUUCACCAUGAGAUCCAAAUACGACCCUAGCUUUAAACUGGAGGUAUGGGCUCCAGUUUUACGAACGUUACCUUCGAAUCUGCCACCACAAAACUUAGAUAAAUCACAACUUAGAGACAUUACAUCAUUGGAAUUGGCUGACCCGAAAUUCUACAUCAGUCAACCCAUUGACUUACUUAUUGGAAUGGACAUAGGACCAUUAAUAUUCACAAUUGGAACACCAAUGAAGAUAUUUGGAUCAAUUUUGACACAGCAAACCAAAUUUGGAUGGAUUGUUGGAGGACCCAUACCAGGAAAUACAAUACAAAGGAAUCAAAUUUCAUUACUUAGCACCACAUCGAUUGAGAAGGUACUUACACGUUUUUGGGAGGUGGAAGAGACCCCUAAAAAAGUUUUACGGUCAGAGGAAGACCAAUUUUGCGAACGCAAUUUUACUGAAACAACCAUACGGAAUAAGGAUGGAAGAUAUGUGGUGACUCUCCCAUUCAAAAAAUGCGAGGAAUUAGGAAAUUCCAGAAACAUCGCCCUGGCUCAAUUCUACAGAAUGGAGAAAAAACUCAUGAAAACCCCCGAGAUAAAGGAACAGUAUGAUAAAUCGAUACUCGAAUACUUAGAACUUGGACACAUGCGAAAAAUUCACAAAAAUGAAAUUGAGAAGAGGCCAAAUUAUUAUCUGCCACAUCACGCAGUAAUAAAACCAGAUCGACUCACUACGAAAUUAAGAGUGGUUUUUAACGCCUCAUGCCCCUCAGCGAACAAAACAAGUCUUAAUGAUAUACUAUUUCCUGGGCCCAUUCUGCAACAGGAUUUAGUACUACAAAUCCUAAAAUGGAGAGUUUUCAAAUACGCAUUUAAUGCAGAUAUAACAAAGAUGUACCGACAAAUACUUUUGGAUCCGACUCAAACUAAAUUUCAAAGGAUUCUCUUCAGACAAACACCUGAAGACCCAAUUGAAGAUUAUGAGCUGCUGACAGUUACAUUUGGAGUUAAUUGCGCACCAUAUUUGGCACUGAGGACACUUCUAAAACUGGCAGAGGACAUACAGGAGGUGUAUCCAAGAGCCGCGAAUAUAAUUUUAAACAAUUUGUACGUUGAUGAUGUGCUAGCUGGGGGACACACGAUAGAGGAAUCCAUAAAAGCCCGCAAGGAAUUAACGGUCGCUCUAGCCUCUGCGGGAUUUCAACUUAUGAAGUGGGCAUCAAAUGAUCACAAAAUAAUAAAUGAUAUUCCACCAGAAGAACUAUUACCUCUCAAUUGGCUAGACAUUUCCGAAGAUGCCUCCACAAAGACACUGGGAAUUCGAUGGAAUAUUUCUGGAGAUUUUUUCACAUUCACACCGCCACUAAUGGAAAAUAAAAAUACUUCAACAAAACGAGAAGUUUUAUCAACAAUAGCCAAGUUGUUUGACCCUUGCGGUUGGCUGGCACCAGUCGUGGUUGUAGCCAAACUAAUAAUGCAACAAAUCUGGCUAGACAAAAUUGACUGGGAUGAUCAAUUAAAGCCAGUAACCCAGAUGAAUUGGAACAAUUUUGUUAAAAAUAACAUGGCCGCCAAUUUGUCCAAUCAAGGCUGGAGAUUAGCCGAACGCAGCUCCAGUCCCGACAGAGCAGCCCGCCACCCUAGCAGAGGGAACAGAAAUCCCGAACAUACAGCCCGUAGCCCCACCCGCGCUGGACGACCCAGUUCCUCGGAUCGCCGAAGAAGCCGGUCCAAUGCCCGACCCCAGCAACGCCGCGAAAGGCCCAGUUUUGGCAGUAUUCGUGUGGUCUAG
This is a messenger RNA of Musca vetustissima, 2169 nucleotides long. RefSeq lists its product as uncharacterized. Bases 1 to 2169 code for a protein of 722 amino acids. The transcript has 2 exons. NCBI's taxonomy places the organism in Eukaryota, Metazoa, Arthropoda, Insecta, Diptera, Muscidae. The record is from RefSeq and is a predicted model, not a curated record.